GAUCCGCAUUUCCCAUACUCCAGUUUACUCCUUCACGAAACCGGUUGACCUUUAAGUACAAUACACUUACACACCUACACUCAUAAGGCAUCCAGUCGCUAUAUAUCAAUGAGCACACUCGGUCCUGCGCACACGCGUCCGUCAGUCGACACGAUAUCUCAACUUGAACACUUGAGAACAGUGUCACUUAAAAAAAUACCGUUAUAAAAUCGAAAAAAGAAUUCCAACUUCAAAAAUAACGUUCGAAUAUGAUAAACGAACACUUAUGGAACUGCAUUUGAAAUUUGAAGUUUUGAAAUAAGAACGUUUGUGUGUCAGUGUUUUUUUUUAUUAUUAUGGGUGCGUUCGAAUGUGUUAGUGCCAGUAAAAUAUCGCCGACUGAAAGCACGGAGGUUUUUACUAUUAACAUGGCCUCAAAUACAACGUUAAAUCAAACGAGGCGGGAUCUAGAAUCACAGUCUUCUGGCGUGUGUGCGAAGGGCCGCAGUCUCUGGUGGAUUCUGGGGUUUGAUAUCCCAUUGUUAUUAUUCAUUCUGGUCCUCGUUUGGCUCUUCGAGCUGGGCGUCAUUCCGUUCCACAAGUCGGGCUUCUACUGCAACGAUCCUGAUAUCUCAUUCCCGUUUCAUGGCGAUACAGUCACCGGGGAGUUUCUCAUGGCAUCGGUGUUCCUGUUGCCUCUCGUUGUGGUAUUUAUGACGGAAUUCAUUUUCCUCGAUUCGGAAAUCGACUGUGGAUCAAGAUUUUGCCGGACUCUUAAGAAUACGUUCCAUCUGUACCGGGCUUACAUCUUUGGAUUUAUCGUGAACAUUGGCAUCGUCGAGGUUAUGAAAGGAAUCAUGGGGAACCCUCGGCCGACCUUCAUGGUUUUAUGCGAGCCUGAUGCCGCUAAGACUUGCAAAGAUUCUGAGUAUGUGAGCGAAUUCACGUGCACUUCUACCAAGUACUCGAGCAUGCUCCAGAUGGAUGCAUCCCGAAGCUUCCCCUCGGGACACGCCUCCCAGUCCGUCAAUUGCGGACUUUUUAUCGCGUGGUACCUCCAGCGGCGCGCGUUCAACUGGCGCUCUCGCUCCGUGUUUGCGGUGCCGGUGCUGCAGCUGUGCUGCCUCGCGUACGCCGCCACGUGCUCUCUCACCAGGAUCACAGACCACAGGCACCACUGGUGGGAUGUGCUUGUUGGCACUGUCAUCGGAAUCGCCACUGCAGCUUAUGCUGCUGUAAUAUGCGCUGACUUUUCAAGCGACCAAUCGAAGGCAAGUGACCUGAAAUCAGAGGAGAGUCAGCAGACUGUGGGGACUCUACUUUAUGACGAGAGAAGGCCCGUCACAGCGCCCCAGUGACACCAGUGCUGCAGGGAUCAAGACUGGGUUAAAUAGAGACUAUAGGUAGAAAGACGAACGAGAUGAUUUUGUUAAACUUAACAAUGAAGUGACAAAAAAGGCUAGGUUUAUUGUUAGUAAUUAACAGCGUGAUAUCGUAUUGUUACUAGGGGCGGGUUUUCCUAUAUAUUGCGUAGGGUCACCCUAAGGCUACAAAAUUCGGUAGUUUUUUAAAGUUGCAGUUGUUUCGUUUGUGUACCUAAGUGGCUAUAAUGUCACACUCACGAAAAAUAUUUAAAAAUUACCCCGCAACAAAAGGAAAACUGUUUUACUUAAUAAAAAAUGUGGGAGUAAUAAUUUUGUAGGCUUAGGACGGCCAACGUAUAAAAUUCGCCCCUGUUUGUAUCAAAGAGUGUCAAACUGUUGACUGCACGCUGUCUUAAAGGUUUAAAUAUAUUUGGGGAGUAAGUGUGUAUGGAUAUUGGAUGUAAAUUAAGAUGUGAAUGCUACAGACAGACAGUCAGUCGCUCUUCAAUGUCGUACUGUUUUUGUGAUUGUCAGGGGGAAUUUGCAUGUGACUAUUAAAUGUUGGAUAAUUUUUGCACGGGUUGCACCAUGGCAUAUUGGGGUACUAAAAUUAAGGUAUUUAAGUAGGUUAAUAUUCAAGAAUAUGGAUAUUCUUAUUUUUGUAUAAGCUGACUCGGCGAACCUCGUAUCGCCUUAGAGUCGAUUCUUCAAUUUUAGUUUGACCUUAGCUCUUUUUUUCGUGCUAAAUUUUCUGUAUUUGUACUUCAACGAACAGUUGAUACUUUUAGACUAAUAAGUAUGUUUUAAUACAACGAGAAAUUCCUGUGAACACCGAAAUGACUUAUCAAAAGAAAUGCAACUGUUUUAAAAUACCGCCAUAUCUUUCCAGUUAGGUAGUUCAGUUAACUUUAAGUUUAAAUUAUAUACAUGUUUUGGUGUAAAUUUUGAUGUAAUUUUGUGAUGGCGCCUUCGGAUGUAUAAGGCUUUGACUUUUAUGAUGGUUUUUUAGGUUCUAGCACUAGCACUGAAAAUAAGCACUAACAUUGGGAUUCCUAAAUAAUACUGUUUAGUUUGUAGAUGAUAGUAUUUAAAUUGACUAUUUUUGUGUUCUUUGGUGCUAUAAUAUCAACUAUCAGUGAUAGCUUAGUGGCAUGACCGUUGGAAUACCAGGUCAGAGGCCAUAGAUUCAAAUCCCAUACACACAUGUGCAUGCUCAUGGAUCCGAAAAUUAUGUAAGCUGUUCCUGUAUUCUUUGUUGUAUAAAGUUAUUAUUUCUUAGCCAGAAAUGAUGAAGAAAAUAUCGUGAGAAAACUGGCAAUCCUACGAGUUUGUUAGGGUGUGUUAAGCCAUGUCACUAUUGGUUGUACAUCAACCAUUAAAUUUACGAUAAUAUUUCCAUAUAUUUUGACAAGAAAUCAAUGUAUGUUUUGACAUGUUUUAUUUUCUAUAGCGAAUUUAGUAAAAUACAAAAAUAUUUCUUUAUGUACAAUAUUUUGAUAGAUUUCUCAUUUUUAAUUUAUUUAAUAACAAAGGGACCGUCGUCGAUGCUUCUUAGAUUAGAUUAUUAUUAAAUUGAUGUACAUAUCAUUAUUUUAAUGAGUACAAUAUUGUACUCAGUGAUCAGUAUUAUUAAAAUAUUUAUUGUUUUAAAAAUGUUGCUCAAAAGAAAAGCAGUGUUUUUUGGAAGGGACCAAGAAAUGUAGACCGGUACUUUUGGUACGAAUUAUAGCAAUAUUUUGUUAAUAAAAAUAUUUUCAAAUUGA
Trichoplusia ni (cabbage looper) is the source of this 3106-nucleotide messenger RNA. RefSeq names its product phospholipid phosphatase 2-like. Bases 336 to 1337 code for a protein of 333 amino acids. The transcript has 7 exons. Gene Ontology annotation, molecular function: phosphatidate phosphatase activity. Gene Ontology annotation, biological process: signal transduction; phospholipid dephosphorylation; phospholipid metabolic process. The record is from RefSeq and is a predicted model, not a curated record. NCBI's taxonomy places the organism in Eukaryota, Metazoa, Arthropoda, Insecta, Lepidoptera, Noctuidae.